GCGAGAAAGUCUCAAUGUGAAGAAAGAAUAUUCGACCGAUGGGUACUAUUAAAUAUAAUCAGGCAAAAAUUGCCAUCCUAACGUUGUACGUUUUAUACGAAAUAUGUUGUUGCUAUACAGGUAAAACACAUUAAAUAAUUGGUUUAAUUCUUAAGUUAAGUGAAAGUGAACGACAUAAUUUUUAGAAUCCGACAAGUUGUCCAACGAAGAGACUUACGGGAUUAUCUCCCAUAUGAUUCCGAAAUGCAAUUUCGGUGUCGAAUCAGUGUCAUACUUUUUAUACACGAGGUAACGUACGCCUCCAAUUACAUUUUAUGAAAAUUAUUACUUUUCAAUUGUUUCCAUUCGAACUAAAUAGAGAUGCACCGUAUGGGAAAGUAAUUAAAAUAGACGAUGACCAGAUACCGAUCCAUGCUAACAAACCAGUCGCAUUCCUUAUACACGGCUUCAUGUCCGAAGCCAAUAAUUCAAAUCACUUCGAACUAAUCACAGCUUGGUUACAAAAAGACGAUAUAAAUAUUUUUUCGUUAGACUGGUCAGACGCCGCGUGUGACGGAGAGUUCAGUGUUACGGACUUACUCAGUUAUAAUAGUGCCGUUAAGAAUGUUCCCAUCGUCAGCGAAUAUUUAACUAACUUUACGAUUAAAUUGGUCGAAGAGUAUGAUGUGAGGGUGGACGAAAUCUUAGUCAUCGGGCACAGUCUUGGUGCCCACGUAGCUGGACUUUCUGGGAAGAGUGUGCAAGGGAUAUUGAAGCAAAAGUAUAAACAGAUCAUCGGUCUCGAUCCUGCCGGACCUGAGUUUAAUGACAGAGAUUGUACCGAGAAACUCUGUAACUCGGAUGCUGCGUUCGUACAAGUAUUUCACACGUCGCAUUUCGCCGGAAUAAACUACGCGAUCGGUGAUGCGGACUUUUAUUUCAACGGUGGUAACACGCAACCCGGAUGUAUACUUACAGUUUGCUCUCACAGUAGAGCAGUGAUAUACCUUACCAUGAUUUUAUUACACCCGCCGUGUUUCAUAGGAACUGCUUGGACAGUGGGAUCCGAGUAAUAAAACCUUCGAUUUCUCUAUCAAUCUUAAGAUUGUUUUUCUGUCAUGUUGUUCUAAUAAAAAUGAUUAUAGAUCCAUCCUAGAUGUGAAUCAAUGCGAAGCAAAUAUUUGUACAUAUUUCGGAUUGGACACUUUCGAAGAAAUUGCCAGAGGAGUUUAUUACGUAAAUACAACAGACACCGAACCAUUUUGUAUUUUGUAAUAAAAUAUGUAUAUAUAAUUGUAAUAUACAAUGUAUAAAAUAAAAUGCAUUUCAGUGUGUUAUAUAAUUGUUCC
Messenger RNA from Ceratina calcarata, 1328 nucleotides. RefSeq names its product phospholipase A1-like. Gene Ontology annotation, molecular function: lipase activity. The coding region runs from base 315 to 1052 and encodes 245 amino acids. The transcript has 4 exons. NCBI's taxonomy places the organism in Eukaryota, Metazoa, Arthropoda, Insecta, Hymenoptera, Apidae. The record is from RefSeq and is a predicted model, not a curated record. Gene Ontology annotation, biological process: lipid catabolic process.